AUGGCCGAGUACACAGCGCUCGUUGUCGGCGCGACAGGCGCGAUCGGCCGCGAGGUCGUCAAGCAGCUCGCCGCGUCUGUGCGCUGCACGCAAGUCGUCGCGCUCUCUCGUCGGGCGAUGGACGCGUCGGCGCUAGCGGCGGCCUUUCCCGGCGCGGCCGCGAACAAGAUCCGAGUCCACGUCGUCGACUACGACCAUCUCCAGCCGGCCGACGUCGCGGGCCAUGGCGCCACCGCCACGUUCUGCUGCCUUGGCACGACGCGCAAAGAUGCUGGGUCGGACGAAGCCUUCCGCAAAGUCGACUUGACGUACGUGGAAAACAUUGGCAAGCUUGCAAAGGACGCCAACCUCCCGUACUUUGCCUUGGUAUCGGCCUCGAAUGCCAACGCGGCCUCGUGGUUCCUGUACCCCAAAACGAAGGGCCUCGCAGAAGACGCCAUCAAGGCGCUCAGUUUUCCUCGCACGACGAUCGCUCAACCUGGCUUGUUGCAGCGCGGCGACCUCUCGCGUUUCGUGGAGCGCGUUGGGCACUGUGUUCUCCCGUCAGUGUCGGUGGCUGCAGUCGCCAAGGCCAUGGUCACAGACUACGAGACCAAUGGCGCGACCCCCGGACUCACAAUCCUCGCGCACAACGACAUGAAAGCUUUCGAGUAG
Messenger RNA from Saprolegnia diclina VS20, 654 nucleotides. RefSeq lists its product as hypothetical. Gene Ontology annotation, biological process: import into nucleus. Gene Ontology annotation, cellular component: cytoplasm. NCBI's taxonomy places the organism in Eukaryota, Oomycota, Saprolegniomycetes, Saprolegniales, Saprolegniaceae. The record is from RefSeq and is a predicted model, not a curated record. The coding region runs from base 1 to 654 and encodes 217 amino acids. The transcript has 5 exons.